GACAACGGUGACGCUUUCUUCAGAACAUCUCAAUGAGAAAAUCCAACAAAUAACCCUGAAAUUACCCCAAAGAUUCCACAAGUGAAGUCGAGCCAAGAUGAGUCGUCUUUAUGAUGCUGUUGAGCCCUCUGUGAUUGAUGAGGACAUGCUACAGAGGGCAGUGGAGGAACAGGGACCGAGAGAUGAAGCUGGUAGAAUAGCUAAACAAGAAGGCAUCGACUUUGCUGAUGUCUUAGCUCUGAGGUUAGAUUUUAAAAAUAUUUUGAAGAUUGACAAUUUGUGGUGUUUCACCAGUCUGACAAAGUUACAGAUGGACAACAACAUCAUUGAAAAAAUUGAAGGCUUAGAUAUGCUGGUGAAUCUUGUCUGGUUAGAUUUAUCCUUCAACAAUAUCGAAGCCAUCGAGGGCCUGGAUAAAUUAACCAGACUUGAAGACCUCACACUUUACAACAACAGAAUAUCUCGAAUUGAGAACAUGGAGACACUUAAUCUCCAUGUGUUUUCGAUUGGAAAUAACAACUUAAAAGAACUGGACAAUCUGGUAUACUUACGGAGGUUCAAGAAGCUGAGGACGCUAAACUUAAGUGGAAAUCCCUUCUGUGAUCUCUCAGAGUACAAAGUGUUUGUGAUUGCUCAUCUGCCAAACCUCGAUUAUCUUGACUACAGACUGAUUGAUGAGAAUUCUAAAGGAUCCGCGUAUGAACUUUACCAGACUGCCAUUGAGGAGCUUGAUCAUGAUGAAGCAAAGAAGGAGAGAGAAGAAGGAGAGAGGACUAUGAGGGAUGGAGAAUUGAAACGCCACAAGGCUGGUUACAUCGAAAACCUGAAUGGGCCGUAUCUGUUUGAUAGUCUAUACCAGGAGGAUACUGAGGGCCAGAAACUCAACUUCAUGCCAACUGUGGAUGAACUCCUUAUUACCUUCAAAGAGAAGUUUGUGCAAGUGUGUCUACAGAUAUUCGAGUAUGGUCUCGAGGAGCAUAGUAAACGUGAAGAGGAAGUCCACCAGUUUACUGAAUGUGUCGAUGAAGCCAAGCAAGAUAACAAGCAGAUGGGCAUGCUAGGCAUUGCGUACUUCAUGGAGUUUAAAAAGAAGUUAUUCCAAGAACUGCCGCAGUAUACCGAACAGAAGCUAGUGGAGACCAGCAUUACGGACUAUCAUAAUGAAGUGUCUGAACUUCGAGAUAAACUGAUGGGAUAUGAAUUACAACUGGUGGAUCAGCUGGAGGAGUCCAUCAAAGACUUUGAGCGCAACCUGGCAGACAUGGUGUCAAGCUUCAUAGAGAAUGUGCAAGGUUUAAUUUCGCAAUGCCGUGACCUUGAGAAUAUGCAUCAUGAGAAGCUUUUGGAGAUUGCCAUUGUUACUCUCGAGAAGGUGGUGAAGAAUGAGCUCGAUGAUGAGAUCCCUGAAGACCUCAGACUGCUGUUUGUUGACAAGGACACGAUCAUCAAUGCUGUCACAUCCAGCCACGACGUCCAUCUCUUGAAGAUUGACAACCGAGAGGACGACAUUGUGACAAGGAUCAACUCCUGGAUGUCAAAUAUGAUCGAGGGGUUGCAUGAGGACGAGAUCACAAGGAAUCGAAACAGAGUAUCAGAAAUCACAAAUCUGAUUGAUCACUUACGAGAUGAAAUUGACACUCUAGACUUACAGUAUGGCAACUACUAGAUUAUUAGGUAUUGAUUUGAUCAAUAGAGAGGAUCAGGAAAUCCAGUAAGAAACAUUUCAGAACCGUUAGGAAGUAUGGUAUGAAUGGUUGGGAUACUGAGAGUGAUAUCAGUGGAAAGCAAUCAGCUUGCUUUUUCCAUGCCAGACGCCGUGUGGAGAGGGUGUAUGUAGAUUUGGGAGGAAAAGAGGUGUUCUGACCCCCCCCCCCACACACACACACCUUCUCCUAGAGAGCCUUCUGCCCCCCCCCCCCCCAUGACCAAACAUUUAAAUACAGCCCUGUCCUCUGGCAGACUGAUUCUGUCUAGGGCAGCAUGAGAAUAAGAAUCCAUUUACAUGUAUUAUUAUUAUUUUACUUUGACAUGUUGUGUACAGAAUUAUUUGUUUGUAAAUAAAAUAAAAUACUUCUU
Messenger RNA from Lineus longissimus, 2076 nucleotides. Its product is annotated as dynein regulatory complex subunit 3-like. Gene Ontology annotation, molecular function: protein binding. Gene Ontology annotation, cellular component: cilium. The transcript has 9 exons. The record is from RefSeq and is a predicted model, not a curated record. Lineage: Eukaryota; Metazoa; Nemertea; Pilidiophora; Heteronemertea; Lineidae. Bases 98 to 1666 code for a protein of 522 amino acids.